Molecule: messenger RNA, 918 nt
Organism: Aspergillus melleus
Lineage: Eukaryota; Fungi; Ascomycota; Eurotiomycetes; Eurotiales; Aspergillaceae
Product: DnaJ domain protein
Exons: 2
Coding region: 1-918 (305 amino acids)
Source: RefSeq, a predicted model, not a curated record
AUGCCCUUUCCCCGCGUGACGACCGUCCCUCGACUACGGAUUGCCCCUCGCAGUAGUUGUCGCCAUUCGCCUCUCCCCAAGCUCGCAGCCACCUUUUCUACCACCGCCUCCUUUCGCUAUGCCCACCGAGAACCCAAUUACUAUGACAUUCUCGGAGUACCGGUGACAGCAUCGGCCUCGGAGAUCAAGAAACAAUUCUACUCCCUCUCCCUCCGCCACCACCCCGAUCGCAACCGCGACGAUCCCACCGCCUCCGAACGCUUCGCCCGCAUCUCCUCCGCCUACAAUGUGCUCGGCAACCACACGAAACGCGCCACCUACGAUCGCGACCACGGCAUCCUAGCCCAGCACAUGUCCUCCUCGACACACAGCACCGCCCACCCCGGUCAACACCCCAUGGGCAGUCACAGCAGCUACGGCGCCAACCUCCAUAACACGGGCGGAUCGUACGCCGGGUCCCGACCCGCCAGUGGCCUGAGUAAACGUCGCGGUCCCUUCCGUGGCCCGCCGCCGAGUUUCUAUGCGCAUGGGGGCUACGGGAAUCGGAAACCGCCGCCGGGGGCCGGGGCGGGAGCGGGAGCGGGAGCUGGGUUUGGGGCUGGGGCGCCAGGAGGAGGUGGUCGUGUGCAUGAAGACGAUCCCACGUCGUUUAUUGAUCGGAAUCCCGUGUACCAUUUCAAUGCCCGUGGUCACUACCGCACGCAGACGGCGGAGGAUACUCGGCGGCAGCAGCGUCGGUCCCGCGAAAUGGACUCUGCGUUGAAUGAGCAGCAGAUCGGCACCUCGGGGGACUUUGUGAUGCGGUUCAUCAUCGUCUGUGGCAUGCUGGUGGUAUCGGCUGGCGUGGCGGGAAUCACUCGAUCAUCCGGGGACGAAAAGAAGGCACGCAACGCCGCUGCACGUCGGAAAGAUGAGUAG